GUUCCCUCAAAGCUGCUGCCAUUUGCUAUUUUUCUACCGACAGCUUUAGCUUGCCUUUGUCCACAAAUCAUGCAUUUUUCAGAAUUGCAAUUCAUUUUUCGUUUAUCCACUUAACCUUAUUCUCUAUAAAAUACGUUUCUUUGAUUCCCAUUCACAUUAGCAAACUCAAAACCUACCUUUCUCUCUGCAAGAAUCCAAACAAAAUCAAAGUUCAUUGAUAAACAAAAUUGCUGGAAAAAAUGGAAGGUGUUGUUGCUUAUGACAAUGAUCUCAACCUCAAGGCAACUGAGCUCAGACUUGGGUUGCCAGGAACUGAAAGAAAUCAAGAACAAGAAGUUUCUUGUGCUAGAAACAACAAGAGGCCGUUGCCGGAGACCGGAGAUCACAGUGGUGAAACAAAAGCCAAAUCUGAUGCUCCUGAAUCACCCCGUGCCCCUAAAGCACAGAUAGUGGGGUGGCCGCCAAUUCGAUCCUACAGGAAAAAUAGUUUGCAGCAGCCAAAGCAGACUGAGGCUGACUCUUCUGGGAUGUACGUGAAAGUGAGCAUGGAUGGAGCACCAUACCUUAGAAAAAUUGACCUCAAGGUUUACAAUUGUUAUCCCGAGCUCCUCAAGGCCUUAGAGAACAUGUUCAAGUUCACCGUAGGUCAGUACUCAGAGAGAGAAGGCUACAAAGGAUCAGAAUAUGCACCUACUUAUGAGGACAAAGAUGGUGACUGGAUGCUGGUUGGAGAUGUUCCAUGGGAUAUGUUCAUGUCGUCUUGCAAGAGGUUGAGAAUCAUGAAAGGAUCAGAAGCGAGAGGCUUGGGCUGUGGAGUAUGAAAAGCCCCACAAGCCACAGCAGCAACCCAAAGGAUCAGGGAGAAGACAAGAUUUUUGUCUCCUAUUAAGAUAAAAAUCUUUGCCGCCUGUGUUCUUCAAGAAAAUAUCAAAUCUGAAUCUCUGGGGUGACGCUAUUGACAGAUCCUCCACAGCUGAACAGGAAAAAGAUGUCACAGUUCUUUCAUAGGAUGAGAGGAAGCAAGAGAUUUGGUGGUCUGGACAUCUAUCAUGGUGUCAUUUUUGUUGGUCCUUGUAAUCUCAUCAAUCCAAAAUAUUCCUUCAAA
Messenger RNA from Manihot esculenta (cassava), 1105 nucleotides. Its product is annotated as auxin-responsive protein IAA4. Gene Ontology annotation, biological process: regulation of DNA-templated transcription. NCBI's taxonomy places the organism in Eukaryota, Viridiplantae, Streptophyta, Magnoliopsida, Malpighiales, Euphorbiaceae. Bases 240 to 821 code for a protein of 193 amino acids. Gene Ontology annotation, molecular function: protein binding. The transcript is spliced from 3 exons. Gene Ontology annotation, cellular component: nucleus. The record is from RefSeq and is a predicted model, not a curated record.